Morchella sextelata is the source of this 1122-nucleotide messenger RNA. RefSeq lists its product as uncharacterized. The coding region runs from base 1 to 1122 and encodes 373 amino acids. The record is from RefSeq and is a predicted model, not a curated record. NCBI's taxonomy places the organism in Eukaryota, Fungi, Ascomycota, Pezizomycetes, Pezizales, Morchellaceae. The transcript has 3 exons. Gene Ontology annotation, molecular function: branched-chain-amino-acid:2-oxoglutarate transaminase activity. Gene Ontology annotation, biological process: branched-chain amino acid metabolic process.
AUGGUCUUCCCACCGCCGCCCACCAGCUCAAUUGACUGGUCCAAUAUCGGCUUCAAAGUGCGCGAAGUAAACGGCCACAUCGAGUCGCACUACAGCGUCCACACCGGCACCUGGACCCCCCCCACCUUCGUCUCCUCCCCCUUCCUCUCCCUGCACGGCCUCGCCCCCGCGCUCAACUACGGCCAGCAAUGCUACGAGGGCCUCAAAGCCUUCCGCUCCCCCGACGACACCGCAAUCAACAUCUUCCGCCCCUCCCUCAACGCCCGCCGCAUGCAGCACAGCGCCUCCUUCAUCGCCAUGCCCGCGCCCCCCGAGCCCCUCUUCCUCACCGCCGUCAACAUGGCCGUCGCCCUCAACGCCGAGUUCGUCCCGCCCCACGCCACCGGCGCAAGCAUGUACAUCCGCCCACUGCUCUUCGGCAGCUGCGCGCAGCUCGGCCUCAACCCGCCCGACGAGUACACCUUCGUCGUGUAUGUCCUCCCCGUCGGCGUCUACCACGGCGUGCACCCCGUCGACUGCCUGAUCCUGGAGACGUUCGACCGCGCCGCGCCGAACGGCACGGGGAGCGCGAAGGUGGGGGGCAAUUAUGCGCCGGUGCUGGUGCAUAGUGAGGCGGCGAGGAAGGAGGGGUAUGGCAUUACGCUGCAUCUGGACUCGCAGACGAGGACGACUGUGGAUGAGUUUAGCACGAGUGGGUUCUUGGGGAUUAAGAGGGAGGGGGAGAAGACGACGCUUGUGGUGCCGGACAGCAACAGCGUGAUUAGAUCAGUCACGAGCAGGAGUAUCCAGGAGAUUGCGGCGUCGUGGGGGUGGAGUGUCGAAGUCCGCCCUGUCCCACUCACCGAGCUCGCCACCUUCACGGAAGUGAUGGCCGCCGGCACCGCCGCGGCGCUCGUGCCCAUCAAGAGCAUCACGAUGAAGAGCACGAACCUGAAGAUCAGCUACUGCGGCGACGAGCCCGGCGAGGGUGUGCUUGCAUUGCUGAAGACGCUGAAGGGCGUGCAGACGGGGAGGUUGCCGGAUACGUUUGGGUGGCUGGUGGAGGUGGUGGAGCCGCCGAACACGGGCGUGGAGGGGCAUAGAGGGGGUAGUGGGGAGGAGAGCGUUAGCCAGGCGCCGUAA